This is a messenger RNA of Pseudogymnoascus destructans, 823 nucleotides long. RefSeq names its product 60S ribosomal protein L35 (gene RPL35). Gene Ontology annotation, molecular function: mRNA binding; structural constituent of ribosome. Lineage: Eukaryota; Fungi; Ascomycota; Leotiomycetes; Thelebolales; Thelebolaceae. Gene Ontology annotation, biological process: maturation of LSU-rRNA from tricistronic rRNA transcript (SSU-rRNA, 5.8S rRNA, LSU-rRNA); translation. The record is from RefSeq and is a predicted model, not a curated record. The transcript is spliced from 3 exons. The coding region runs from base 109 to 486 and encodes 125 amino acids. Gene Ontology annotation, cellular component: cytosolic large ribosomal subunit; ribosome.
UACUACGAAAAACAACCCAGCGAUCCGCGCCCAGAACGAAGACCGACGACGACGCCCAUACCGACCACCACUCCAUCUCAAUCACGACAACCUCGACAAUCAUUCAUAAUGUCGUCCGGAAAAGUUAAGACUGGUGCCCUCUGGACCAAGAACAAGGAGGACCUCCAGAAGCAGCUCGGCGAAUUGAAGACUGAGCUCGGUCAACUCCGCACCCAGAAGAUCGCUGGUGGAUCCGCAUCCAAGCUCACCAAGAUCCACGAUAUCCGCAAGUCGAUCGCCAAGGUCCUCACCGUCAUCAACGCCAACCAGCGCUCCCAGCUUCGCCUGUUCUACAAGAACAAGAAGUACCUUCCCCUCGACCUCCGCCCCAAGCAGACCCGUGCCAUCCGUCGCCGCCUGUCCAAGGAGGAUUCCGCCCGUGUCCUCGAGAAGACCACCAAGCGCAACACCCACUUCCCCCAGCGCAAGUACGCCGUCAAGGCUUAAAUGGCCGGGCAAUGAGACGUGGAGUGUUUGGGUUGGAAAAUUGGGAAUGAGGGAGUCAUUGAUAGGUGUAUAUCCAGAUGAAUUAGCAUAUUGCUUGCUUUCCCGAUUACCAUGACUUGAAGCAUUUCACCCUCAGGAGAGUGACGACUCGUGACUUUUUUUUCGAGAUAUGUGAACCUCUGUCCCUGCCGUUUUAAACAUGUUAUUGGUCUCGGAAAACCUUUGAACGUAGCUGCAAAAAAAGCUAAUAUUGACCUGCACAAGACCAUCCGCAGCUGGUAGUUCACGACACUUCACUGAGUUGAGUAUAACCCUUCUCAUUCGACGAACUUGUAAG